Wyeomyia smithii (pitcher-plant mosquito) is the source of this 588-nucleotide messenger RNA. RefSeq lists its product as uncharacterized. Gene Ontology annotation, molecular function: nucleic acid binding. Gene Ontology annotation, biological process: DNA integration. The transcript has a single exon. The coding region runs from base 1 to 588 and encodes 195 amino acids. The record is from RefSeq and is a predicted model, not a curated record. Lineage: Eukaryota; Metazoa; Arthropoda; Insecta; Diptera; Culicidae.
AUGAAAAAUAAAGACGCGGAAAGCACCAACGAGGCAUUAUGCGAAAUUUUCAAGAUGUGGGGUUGUCCCCUGAUUAUCCAAAGUGAUAACGGCCCCCCAUUUCAAAGUGAAACAUACAUAAACUACUGGGAGAAUAAAGGUGUUCGUAUUCGCAAAUCUGUACCGCUGUGGCCCCAAUCUAACGGAGCGAUAGAGCGUCAGAAUCAGGGGAUAAUCAAGGCGGUAGCCGCAUCUAGGUUGGAUGGAACAAACUGGAGACGUGCGCUGCAACAGUACGUGCCCAACCAUAAUAACCUGGUUCCUAAUUCUCGGUUUGGAGUAACGCCUUUUGAAUUAUUGACAGGUUGGAAAUUCAGAGGCACUUUCGUCAGUUUAUGGAAACCAACAAGAUUGGACCGCGAAGACGUACGGGAAAAAGACGCGGAAGCUAAACUGAUAACGGAUGCCACCAGAGGAGCAAAAGAAUCAAUAAUACAAGUGGGCGAUACAGUCCUUUUGGAGCAACCACGAAAAUCUGAAAUGGAACCAACAUUUUCCGGGGAGCGCUUCAAAGUGUUGGCUAGAGAGGGAGCAAAAUUGUGGUUCUAA